AUGAAGCAAGCAGUGAAACAGGCCAUUGCAAGUUGCACUGCCUAUGGGGCCCUUGUGCAACAACUUCCGGCGAAGUCACUGGCCGGUGCAGACCUUAACAUACCAUGCAUCAACCUGGCGAGUCUUAUUCAGGGCAUGUAUGCAGCAGGUGGUUAUUUUUACCAAAUGUUGAAUCAUGUGCACGAAGCAUCACCAUCCAGCAUAGGAUCCCCCUGGCGGGGGGUCCUUUAUUCCGAUGAAGUACACCCGGGCAAUCAGUUGUCCUCCCAAGGGCGAAAAGUCUGGGCGGUGUAUUUCUCGUUUCUGGAGCUGUCACCGAAGUUGCUUUCGAACGAGCAUCAUUGGUUUACACUGAUGGUGGUCAGAACCGAACUGGUGCAGAAGGUGUCGGCUGGUAUAGGCCAAUGUUUGAGGUUGCUGCUUGAGUCCAUGUUUGCCAACGAGUUCGGAAAUCCAGAGCAUGGCUUGGCAUUGAAGGGGCCGAGCAAAAGCAUCAGACUAUUCUUUACACUUGCUAUGACACUUCAGGACGGAAGUGCACAGAAACACACAUACUCGAACCGGCAAGAUGCCGGUUCGAGAGUUUGCAUGCUUUGUAAGAACAUCUUUUCCCUACGGUCAAAAAGCUCUGAGGAUGAUGUCAAGAUAUCGGCAAAACAUUUGACAUGGGAUGCAUGCCAUCAAGCUACAGACGAUGAGCUCUUGGAAUCGUGGGAACGAAUGGAAUCAAGACACCGGACAGAGUCCAAAAGCAAGUUCCAACAGUGGCAACAGGCUUGUGGGUGGUCUUUCUCGCCGCAUGCCCUGAUGAUGAGCACUGUUCUACGAAGUCUGAAUGUAUUGCGGCCGGCUUCGCAAUAUUGCUUUGAUUGGAUGCAUUCUUUAUGCAGCAUGGGAGUCCUCAACUGCAUAAUCCUGUGGGUGCUGGAAGCCACUGGAAAAGCUGCUACCUUUCAUGACUACUUGCAACUCUGGCAAUGGCCGAAAGCCCAGAAAGCAGCGGCACUGCACAAGCUGUUCAGCCAGGAGAAGAUGAAGGCACACAGGAAGGCAAAUUACAUCAAAUGCUCAGCCUCUGAGGUUUUAGCAAUUUCAAAGCCUUUAGAAUAUUUUUUGCAUACCUGCUGCCCCAGCCCGGAUGACACUCUUGCAAAGGAAGCUUGCUUGUCUUGGUUGGAAGUCUUGGCCAUCUUGAUAGCUUGUACACUACAACUGCCUCCAGCAGGCCUUUUGUUGCAGACUGUCGAGCGAGCAUUGUCCCUCACCGUCGCCGCCGGGUGGGGAGACCAGAUGGCUCCGAAGUUUCAUUGGUGUUUACAUUUUGAGGCAUGUCUGUCACGAUUUCGAUGCAUGCCAGCAUGCUGGACACUGGAGCGAAAACACAAAUCAGUGCGAAAAUACGGCACAGCUACCAGCAACACCACCAACUUUGAACAAGGGUUAUUGGAGGAGACAAAUGCUGAACAGCUUGCCUUGCUUUCGAGCGACACUCCAUUUCGAGCUGGCCCUCAUCUCCUGCAGCCUCACCCCGUAUCCGCCAAAGUAAUGGCACAACUUCUGCAGAGCAACAUCGUAUCUGAGAGUGAUUCCUGCAACUGCAGCAAAGAGUGCCGGCUAGCUUCUGGUGCUGUCUUGCAUACCGGUGAUGUUGUUUUGCACCAUGCAGCUGCCGACAAUGAAUCACCCAUCCCCUUUUGCUGUGGCCGACUCCAAUGGCUUAUCGAAGUGGACGGCUAUGUUGCAGGUGUUGUGUCCAGAUGCGAGUAUGUUUCCCAUGAUGCAGUGAAGCAAGUGGCCAAGUGGAGGAUUGCAGGUGAAGCCCUAUCCAUCAUGCAGGUCCCCGACUUGUCCGUGCAGCUUGUGCUUUCGGCUGUUCGCAGCUUUCGCCGUGGCAGCGCCCCGGGCCCCACCGGCCUACGCGGCGACCACCUUCGCGAGGCGCUGUGCACCCCUCACGCAGACGAGGUCGCAUCCCACCUUGCCGAUGUAGUCAGACUGCUUGCAUCCGGAAACGGGCCGCCUGAGCUCGCACCCCACCUCGCUGGAGCUAGCCUCUUCGCCGUCCCGAAGGGAGCUGACGACAUCAGGCCCAUAGCUGUUGGCGAAACACUGCGGCGCCUCGUCGGCAAGUGCCUCUGCCAGUCCUACAAGGAUGAGGCCCGCUCCACUUUGACACCUCUCCAAGUCGGGGUCGCCGUGCCCCUGGGCUGCGAGGCCGCUGUCCACACCGUCCGGCAUUGGGCUCAUUGCAACUCCGGCCACACGUGCAAAGUUGUGUUGAAAGUCGAUUUCCGCAACGCUUUCAACACCGUUGACCGGGCCGCUCUCCUGCGCCAGGUCCGGCUACACAUGCCUGGCCUCUCUCCUUGGGCUGAGUGGACAUAUGAACGACACAGCCGCCUCCUGUUUGGCGACGCCUGCCUGUCCUCCGAAGCUGGCGUCCAGCAGGGCGACCCGCUCGGCCCUCUUCUCUUUUCCCUCGCCCUCCAGCCUGCGCUUAAGGCCGCCCGCUCGGGCCCGACCCCGCCAGAGCUUGUGACAGCGUUCCUUGAUGACGUGUGCUUGGCCGGUGACUACCGCCAUGUGGCAGCUGCACUGAACCGCCUCGCUGCUGCAGCCCGCCAGGUUGGGCUCGAGCUCAACCCUGGCAAGUGCGAGGUUGUGACAUGUGCUGGCCCCGACAGCUCUGCCGACAUGCGUGCUUUCCCUGCGGGCGUGCAGACCGGCUCUAGUGGUGCCUUCUCCUUCCUUGGGGCCCCCAUCGGCCCCGCCCACUACUGCAUGACUGAGCGAGUCGAGAAGGCCCGCCCGCUGCUCCGCGAGCUUGCGGCCUUGCCCGACGUCCAGACCGGCCUCCUGCUUCUCCGGCACUGUGCCUCGUUCUGCCGCGUUUCUUACUCCUCACGUGUCACCCCACCCGGAGCACUCCGCACCUCCCUGGCUGCCUUUGACACUGAGGUACGCGCUUGCCUUGAACACAUGUGCACGGGGCCACUCACCACGGAGGCCUGGGAGCAGGCGUCCCUCGCUACGUCCAUUGGUGGCCUUGGCCUCCGACUUGCCAACCUGCCUACGUUGCCUUCCUCGCCCAAACUGUUGCGGUCUGCAUUGGCCUCUACCCUGCCUACGACCUUGCCCACAACCCCGGCCUUCUCGCUGCCAUUGCCACCCACAAUCUUGAGGUCGCCCCGCCCGACCACCUACGCGUUCCUGUGCCGCCACAAACCCGACCAGGCUCUCGACCGCGCGGUGGCCUCACGGCUCCUGACCCCAAGCCCCGGACGUGAAGCUAGCAGAGCUCACUUCCGCCUCCUCGAACUGCCUGGUGCCGGUGCCUGGCUACACGCCCCGCCCAGCAAGGCUCUUGGCCUCCACGUCGAGCCGCGCUUGUUCCGCACAAUGGUCCAGCUCCGCCUGCCCGUCGCGCCGACCGACUCGAGCCAAGCCACUGGACUCGGAGUCGAAGUUGAAAAAGCGGACCUCCUCCCCUUACGCCCUGACGACGACGGGGCUGACGGAGGCCGCGGCACUGGUCUCCGCAGACCUGCAGAUGUCUGGGUCGCUCAGUGGGGCCUGCAAGGGCCUGCUGCCUUUGACCUCGCUGUCACGUCAGGCAUCAGGGCCGGCCCGAUGCUAGCUGAGUCUGCCCGGUCCAGCCAAGCAGCCGUCGAGACCUACGAAGCCCGGAAGCGGAACCACCUGCACACGGACCAACUCUGCCGCUCCGAGGGACUUCAGUUCCUGCCUCUCGUCGCUGAGGCUUGCAGUGGGGGGUGGGGCCCGACUGCCGUCUCCACGUGGCGAACGCUCGGUGGUCUCAUCGCAGCUCGCUCUGGGGACACCCCUGCUGCAGAGACAGAUCGCCUCCUGCAAAGCCUCGCCAUCACUCUCCAAAGGGAAAACGCACGUGCGGUCGUCCGCCGCCUGCCUCAGGGUGGGGAGGAGGCCUCCCCCUUUGCCGCACCCUGA
This is a messenger RNA of Symbiodinium sp. CCMP2592, 3969 nucleotides long. The record is from the annotation of a GenBank genome assembly. Lineage: Eukaryota; Dinophyceae; Suessiales; Symbiodiniaceae.